CUUGCGUUAGUACGUAAAGGUCUCCGGUCGCCGUUCACAUGCACACCCGUGGGUCCUGAUUGCGCUCCGAGUUCCCUGAAGGCCAAGCGUGAUGGCACCUGUCACUAUCGCAACACAAACAGCCAAGGACAUGAGGGUGGCGAGGGCCAGCGUCUCGUUCAAUGUGGAAACCGUACGGGACUACUUAUUCGCAGGAAGGCCCAACUGGGAGACUCAUAAGAAGAUUGAAGAUAUCCUGAAGAGUGAUCCUGUGUUCGACAAAUCUCAGAGCAAUUUCAUUGGAAGAGUUGAUGCAUACGAGAGAGCCCUUGCUAUCACAAAGCAUUUGAUCGAGUUACAGCGUAUCCAUGGUUGGUCAAAGCAGGAGAGAGAUCAGGCUGCGUUCGUCUUAUCGGAAGUACUCCCCAUCGGAUUGCACAACGUCGCCUUCGAACCCGUCUUCCUCGGUCAAGCCUCUUCUGCAAUGAUGUUGGAAUACUGGGAUCUCGUGUCCAACAAGGGAAUACAAGGGUGCUAUCUUCAGACAGAGCUUGGUCACGGCUCUAAUGUUGCUUGUCUGGAGACUACCGCGACGUAUAUCCCCGAAACACAGGAGUUCGAGAUUCAUUCACCAACGCUAACGAGUACUAAGUGGUGGAUCGGCGGAUUGGGUAAAACGGCUACCCAUGGAAUCGUUCAAGCAAAGUUGAUUUUACCUGGAGGGGAAGAUGUCGGUCCACAUCUCUUUCUUGUUCAACUACGGUCGCUAGAGGAUCACACAACGUUACCGGGAAUUUCCAUUGGCGACAUAGGCCCAAAGGCUUGUGGAGGUCUUGCAGCGAUGGAUAACGGCUACGCAAGAUUCCACCACAUCCGAAUCCCGCGGGCUAACAUGUUUUCCAAGUUUGCAGAGGUGACCGAGGAUGGCCGAUAUGUUCAGCCUCGGAACCCAAAACACAGUUUUGGUGGGAUGAUGUACAUACGAGCAAGCAUGGUUACGACUGCAGGAUGGACCAUUGCAAGAGCGAUAACUAUUGCUAUCCGCUAUACCACUGUCCGGCGUCAGGGAGAACGCGAUGAACAUGGUCUAGAGCGCCAAGUGAUCCAAUACCCAUCAACGUACUACCGGCUAAUACCUAUUCUUUCUCGUGCCUACGUGUUCAUUGUACUUGGCCGUCAAACGAUGAAGGAAUUCACUAUUGUCAGAGGACAUUUGGAUCGGGGAGACUUCACGAAACUUCCGGAGGCCCAUGCUAUCUUAUGUGGUUUAAAAGUUCUCGUCACCAGCGCUGCAGUGAGAGAUCUCGAGACUGCCAGACGUGCGCUGGGUGGACACGGGUACAGUGCCUUUGCAGGCAUUGGGCGCCUGUAUGCCGAUUAUCUCCCCGCUGUGCUAUACGAAGGCGAUAACUUUGUGUUGGACGGACAAGUAGUACGUGCAGCUGUGAAGGCGUACCGGGCUUCUCUUUCCACUCCAGCGUCACCUCUGGGGGCCCAUUCGAGCUACAUCCGGCUUUUGAAAGGCGAAAAUCCAAAGCCUGUUGUGGAUACAACGACAUGGGAGGAUUCCGAUGCCAUUAUCUGUCUGCUUGAAUGGCGCGCUGCUCUCGUGUUGAAAGGGUUCGUGGAGACUAUGGAUGAACUUGAUGCGAACGCGAAUCAGAGGCUAUCUAAGGCUGUCACGGAUGCCUUCAUAGCUGUUCAAAUCGGGAAAAUGAUUACUGGUCUAGAUCUGUUACCGCGGCAAGAGGGCGAUAUCAUACGCGCGCUGCAUCAUCUAUAUUUGCUCACUACUGCAGAAGAUGCGCUGGUUGAUCUUUUCUCGACGGGGUUGUUACACCAAUCCGGAGACCGUAAAUUACGUUUGGCAAUCAAACACCAUUGUGCACUGCUCUUACCUAACGCUAUUGGAUUGACGGAUGCAUUCUCGUUUUGCGACUGGGCUCUUGAUAGUGCGUUAGGAAUGUCUGAUGGGCGUGUUUACGAAGAGCUUUGGCGAAGAGCCCAGUGUGAACCUCUCAACCAGUUAGGCACUACUCCAGGGUACUAUAAAAGCCUCCGGCCGAUGUUGCAAGAAGGCCAGAAGUUGACGAAGAAAGUAAACAGUCGGCUUUGAAGAAUU
Messenger RNA from Pisolithus orientalis, 2101 nucleotides. RefSeq names its product acyl-CoA dehydrogenase/oxidase C-terminal. The record is from RefSeq and is a predicted model, not a curated record. Gene Ontology annotation, molecular function: FAD binding; acyl-CoA oxidase activity; fatty acid binding. Gene Ontology annotation, cellular component: peroxisome. The coding region runs from base 92 to 2095 and encodes 667 amino acids. Gene Ontology annotation, biological process: fatty acid beta-oxidation using acyl-CoA oxidase; lipid homeostasis. NCBI's taxonomy places the organism in Eukaryota, Fungi, Basidiomycota, Agaricomycetes, Boletales, Pisolithaceae. The transcript has 14 exons.